Molecule: messenger RNA, 1254 nt
Organism: Protobothrops mucrosquamatus (brown spotted pit viper)
Lineage: Eukaryota; Metazoa; Chordata; Lepidosauria; Squamata; Viperidae
Product: hepatic lectin
Exons: 6
Coding region: 1-627 (208 amino acids)
Source: RefSeq, a predicted model, not a curated record
AUGAUUCCCAUCGAUGACUGCGAACAGCAAAUGAAAGAUCAAGAAUAUUUAACAGAAACCAGAACAAACAUGCCAGCAAGAACAAUUGACAGAUUUAUCCCACAAUGGAAAUGGACAUCUACUAUAAUUUAUGUGCUUCUGGCCAUUUCUUACCUGCUGAUCAUCAUAUUGUUCGGGCUUGUGGCAUCCCAGGGAAGGAGCAAGUGGGACCAACAUCUAGAAAACCUGUACCCAUGUGGAGCCAAAAGCAGAGAAUGGAAACAUUUUGAUGGUGCAUGUUACUUCUUCUCUGUCACACAAGUUAUUUGGCACACAGCAAAGAGUAAGUGUGAAGAAGAGAAUUCAGAAUUGGUAGUCAUUACCAAUCAGUAUGAACAGAAUUUUCUUGAGACUGAAACCAGGAGUCAGCGCUUCUGGAUUGGACUCAGUGAUCACAAUACUGAAGGGCAAUGGAGAUGGGUUGAUAACACAGACUACAGAACCAGCUUCAAGAAUUGGUUAGAAGGUGAACCCAAUGACAACAGCAAUAAUGAAGACUGCGGCGAGCUAUAUGAGGCUGGAAAAUGGAACGAUGUAUCCUGUAAUACGAAAAAAUUUUAUGUGUGCAAAAAACCUUUGCCUCCCUGAAAAAUCAUGGGCGAAAAAAAUUGAAGGAGAAGGAAAUCACCUACUUUGGAAUCCCAAUUAUUCUGGAUUGUGGAAUGAAACUGUAUAUUAACACACACAAAAAAAAGCCAGCCCAAUCAAUACCCUCUUAUAGGCAAAAAAAAAUAGAUCUUUAAAUUGGUUGGCAAAAAAACAAAAUUAUUUUCCAAUUUGAAAAAUAUUUGUCAAUGAGUUUGUUUCUAUUCUUAAGAAAGGCCUAUUCUAGAUCAAGAGUUGAGUUGUUGGAUUCCUAUAGGUGCUUCCAUCACCUGCCAUAUCAUGAAAACCCAUGUAUAUGUGGUGCCUCUACUAUCAAAUAUAUUGCCCAUGUUUUCUUGACUGUCAACUGUAUGCUUCUCUUAGGUGUAGAUAUUUAACAUCCCUUGUGGGCCACAGAGGAACAGAAACCAUGUGUCAUGAGAUUAUUUUUUUUUAGCAUUUUUACCCAGCUUGAAAAUAGUUAACAAAAGGACAGGGAGCCAACCCUCCAUAAUAAAAACUGUUUCAACGAAUAGCUCUGUUUGAUUAAUCAGAAUGCCCACCUCCAGGGAGACAUGGUCAAGCUCUAGUCUAAAUGGAGAACUGCCUUGGGUACAGAAGACGAUACCC